UCACGAUCCGAGGAGGCUAACAGGACCACAUCAUAUGCAAACAGCAGAUGGUGUAUAAUGCAAACAGCAUUAUAUAUUAAUAUAUAGAUAUAUUGAAUAUUGUUUCUUUAAGGCAGCAGAGAUGAGGGUAUAAGCUCCGCCCCCUCCCACUGUCUGGCUAAUGUGAUUGGUUAAACCGUUGUUGACAAUCGGAGAUUAUAAAAGUUGCUGGGUGGGAACUGAACUACUGUUAAUACCUAUGUAACGUACGCAGUUUGAGCAGCAAAUGUUGGCUAGUGAAGAAUUAUGUAAACAGUUUCCUAACAGUGGAUUUACAAGCUUUUUAACACCACAUUUUCGACGACACCCUUAGCUACUCUCGGUUCACCACUUUAGCUUAGCUGGCUAACCGCUCCUCCUGUGUCCAUGUGACCGUUACAGCAGCGUUACUUGAGGGGGGACAACACAAAGCAGUACCGCGGACAUUGACAUGACUUCAAACCAGGCGUGACAGGUCACCCUCGAGGGAGCGUCGGCAUAAUGGAGGCACCGGAAAGAGCCAACAACUUCCAUUGUUCACACGAGGAGGGGGACGACGGGGACUCCUCUGCGCUCUCAUCCAGCAUGUCCAUUGACAAACUCUUACCGGCUCUGCUGGAGUGCUUUGGGAUCAUAUUGUGUGGGUACAUCGCAGGGAGGGCGAACAUCAUCACGUCCACCCAGGCCAAAGGUUUGGGGAAUUUUGUGUCCAAGUUUGCUCUCCCAGCGCUGCUGUUCAAGAACAUGGUGCUGUUGGACUUUGGGAAUGUCAUCUGGCCGUUCCUGUGGAGCAUCCUCAUUGCCAAAGUGGCUGUGUUUGUCAUCGUGUGCGUGCUCACGCUAAUAGUUGCCAGUCCCGAGGGCCGCUACAGUAAAGCUGGGCUCUUCUCGAUAUUUGCCACCCAAAGCAAUGACUUUGCCUUGGGCUAUCCCAUUGUUGAGGCCCUGUACCAGAGUACAUACCCAGAGUACCUCCAGUACAUCUACCUGGUUGCACCCGUGUCCCUGAUGCUUCUAAAUCCCAUCGGCUUUGCCUUCUGCGAGAUCCAGAAGUGGAAGAAUGGGGCGUAUCGCCAGCAGAGAAAACUCUUGAUCGUGGGACUUGUAGUCUUACAGGUCCUGAAGAACCCUAUAGUGUUCAUGGUUAUCAUCGGCAUCAUCGCCCACUUUGCCCUCCACCAGACGGUUCCUCCCUUCAUGGCUGAAUUUGUGGAUGGCUUGGCCAACUCUUUCGGGGGAGCAGCUCUGUUCUACUUGGGUCUCACCAUGGUGGGACAGUUGGGGAAAUUAACCAGAUCCACAGUCGUGACACUGAUAUUACUCACUACAGCAAAACUGUUGCUGAUGCCGCUGAUUUGUAAGGAAAUGGUGGAUCUGUUGGACAACAGCAACACCGGCGCUAUGAACCACUCGAGCCUCUCCAAUUACGCUUUUCUUUAUGGAGUGUUUCCCACCGCACCAAGCGUGGCCAUCUAUGCUGUCUAUUAUAACGCAGAGCUGGAAGUUGUCACCUCUGGGAUGAUGAUCAGCACUUUUCUCUCGGCUCCAAUCAUGUUUGUUUCUGCCUGGUUACUUACAAUGCGUUGGAUGGAUCCUCAGCUAUUGAUGAAUUCACUGCAGAAUGUCAGCUUUAACAUCAGCAUAGUUUCCCUGGUUGCACUGGUGUGGACAAUUACUGUCAUGUUUUUAAGCAAGAAAUUCAAGAGGCUUCCUCACAUGUUUACAGUCAACCUUUUCUUUGCACAGUUUCUUACUUGUAUCGGGAUGAUCCUGUGGAACUUUGUGGUGAAAGAAGACAACUUCGUCGGGCAAAUCCUGACAUUCUCGUUGUUAUGUACCUCCCUCUACAGUACCUUUGUUUGGCCAGGUUUAAUAGCACUUUCUCUUGUGCUCAUAAAAAGGUUUGAGGAUGUGAAAGUUUCACCGGGCUUGUUCGUCAUAGCUGGCUGGGGGGUUCCAGCCUCAGUAACUGCUGUGUUGCUCAUUUCUGGGGUAAAAAUGUCAGACACUAUUGACUCGGCAUUCUUUUACGGCAAACCACAGAUCAUCUGCACUACAGUUGUAGUUGCCUUCAGUAUACUGCUGGGUGGGAGCUCUCUUGUGUGUCUCAGUAGAGGAAGCUGGUCCCACAGUGACCAAAGCCAAGAGGGAAACUCUGCAGAGGAUCUAGUGACUGAGAUUGAAGCAGAAAACCAGACUCUGAUUGAGCCAGUCAGCCCAUCGGGAGAUCUCAACAGAGCGUGCCUCGUAUGUGACUGUGCACCACCCCAGCCCAUGCCUGACAUGAUCACCAGCACAAAUAUGAACAACACUCCAACAACACUCGCAGGUCAAUGUGAGAACAGCUGUGCGUCCUCAGACUGCCUGCUUGUCCAAGUGGAGGAGCUCAAACAGGGCGCAGAUAGACAAGUGGCCCGUCAUGUGCUCCUAUGUCUGCUUCUGACUGUCAGCUCGCUUGCUAACCUGUCCAGCUGCUUGUGGCUGCUCUUGAAUCAGGAUCCUGGUCGACUCUACUUGGAACUGCAGUUCUUUUGUGCUGUGGCCAACUAUGGACAGGGUUUUCUCUCCUUUGCUCUGUUUGGGCUGGACAAGCAUUUGAUUAUACUGCCAUUUAAGAAGAGGUUAUACAGUCUGUGGUGUGGAAAGAAGAAAGAAGAGCAGCCGCAGACUGAUUUACCUGAGGAAGUCAGGAUGACCUGCACCCAGUUCACCAAAUACCACAAGGACCAGUGUUUUCAGGACAUUGUGAAAAGGAGAAGGUGUGGGAAGAGGACUGUGGUGGACUGUUUUCUUGGCUGUGAACUGGUGGCGUGGCUCCAGGUGGUGGGCUUGGCUCAGGACCCUGGUGAGGCGGUACUCUAUGGGACGCGGUUACAGCAGGGUGGCGCGCUCGAGCACAUCAAGCAGGAACACGGCUUCCAAGACAGUCGCCUCUAUUACCGCUUCCUGACGUAAGACACAAGGGUCUUUUUUUUUUUUUAACCAAAUGGCAUUUGAAUUGAGAUAAAAUGAUAUAAAUACAUCUUGAGGAUGUAGAACCUAAGGAACAAUACCGGCCUUUGCAAAAAUUCCUGAACAUUGUGACUGCACAUGCGCUGAGCACAUCCUGUACAGUGCAGCACUGCAGUGCAACAGACUUGACCAUUUCAAACCUAAAAUGCAAGGGCACAAUGCAUUGUGUGGAGUUAGUCUGGAAGGGAAUUUCUUUUUUUUAAUUAACAUUAUUUUUGAGAUCUUGUGUUGCUACAACAGUCAAUCGGGACAUUAACAUGAGCUGUCAGAUGAUCGUACAUGUACAGGGAAUCCCCUGUUUGGCCUUGUUAUCAUAACCAUUCAUUUCUAGGUAAAACAAGAAUACCUGAAAUGGCAGUUUUAAUCCCUCAAUGGCUGGAAAAACUUACUACACAGCUACCACUUGGUACUGUAGAUUAGAGUUUAGUGAGGAAGUCCUGUCUACAACAGACAGUAAUCAUUUUAAGAUUUGCUAGUUUCCCUGCUAGUCACUGCAUCCUUUAAUCUGCAACAAAGCCGGUGAAUAUAAUAUUAGCAUAGCUGAAUAGGACUGAUGGCCAAAACUAUAAAAUGAACAGCCAAUCUUAAAGGGUGAGCCAAGACUUUGCUGAUUUUUGUAAGAAUUUUAAUUUCAAUAUAUGAUUUUAAUUUUGUUUUGUGUCAUUUGGGGAGCGACAAUGCACUGUCCCCAUGAAGCAAAUGAUAGGUGCAGGCAAAAACACCACUCUUCAGCUGAAUGUAUCAUUUCCUCCUCUGUGAAACUUUAGAGUGAAUUAUCACUCUUCAACCAAAGCACUUUCCAAGAAGGGAAGAUGUGGUUAAAUCUGCAUCCAUUUUUAGCUUGUUUGUAGUCUGUCUUACUCAGGAUUAAGUUAGUUUUACCAGUUGACUGGUAAUAUAGCAUGAAGCGCAAGUAUUGUAGCUUUGACAGCCUGCAGUUUAACAUGACUUUGCACUGAUGUGGAGUAGUGGUUACACUGUUUACCAGGGCUGUUCGUGGGAUCACAAUUUCAUCAAACAACCUGCCAGUUUGACAACAAAAGAAAACUGCCACUUAAUAAAUUAAGUUAUUAAUAAAUGAUAACUCUAUAAAUGUCAGUACUUGGUGUUGAUGUGUUUUCUGGAAAGUGUUCACGUUGACAUUGGAAGUUGGGAAAAUUCCAUUUCUUCUCAGGAAUAAAGUAAUGUAAGUAGAAAACAAACUGCUUAAUUAAACAUCUUUAUAAUUAAGUGCAAAGGUUUGUGUUUAUUAUUACCUCACUUCAUGUUGAGAAAACUUCUGUAAAAAAAAGUCUUUUUAAUAAAAACAUACUUUAAUAGAGUGUGUAGCACUGGCUGCAUAUUUAUGGUAUGGAUUUGUUUUAAAAUAAAUGUUACCGAACCCUCA
Messenger RNA from Anarrhichthys ocellatus (wolf-eel), 4417 nucleotides. It is a transcript of the gene gpr155a, whose product is annotated as G protein-coupled receptor 155a. Lineage: Eukaryota; Metazoa; Chordata; Actinopteri; Perciformes; Anarhichadidae. Gene Ontology annotation, cellular component: membrane. The transcript is spliced from 16 exons. The record is from RefSeq and is a predicted model, not a curated record. Gene Ontology annotation, biological process: intracellular signal transduction; transmembrane transport; negative regulation of BMP signaling pathway. The coding region runs from base 520 to 2973 and encodes 817 amino acids.